UCGUGUUUGGUAGGAAGAACCCUUAGUAGUUUCCUGAUUGUGAAACAUAAAAUCUCCAGACAUUGUGUGGGUCUGUUGCUUCUGAUCAGUGCUACAGGAGACCAGAACUAUGCUGAACAACAUGGCUCUGGCCAAGACGCUGUUGUGCUUGACUGUGAUCACUAUUGUUCACUGUGACUUCAGCAUCAAGAUGCCAUCCAUGUUAGAGGCUCUUAAUGGCACCUGCAUUAUGAUCCCAUGCCAGUUUAGCAUUCCUGAAGAUCAAAAAACAAAGCUGCAGCUUCCAGUAACUGGUGUUUGGAGGAAAGCAUCACGGUGGUUUUUUGAUAGUGUAGAUAUUUUCAACUCCUCUCAGAAGGCCAACAAGCUCGAUGGAAAAAUUCUAGGAGACCUGACCCAGAAAAACUGCACAUCUGUCUUGUACAACAUUCAUUCCUCACUAUCUGACAGCUAUUACUUUAGAUUGGAGACUGGCUUCAAAUACACCUUUGAAACACCUGUUUGGAUAAGUGUUAAAGACACUCUCCCAGAACCCAUCCUAUCCCGGGUGGAUAUAUCAGUAAAUGAAGGUGCAGAGGUGGAGAUUAUUUGUACAGCUAUGGUCCCCUGCCCUCAGUAUCCUCCAAACCUGACAUGGGUACCUCUUUUGGGCAAUUGCACAGAGACAAUGGAAAAACAGGCUGAUGGCACAUUCACAUUGUCCUCUGUGUUGCGAUUUGUCUCCUCACAUGUCAAUCAUGAACAGAGGAUAAGCUGCACUGUAGACUACCCUUUGCAGACAUCAGGAGGCCACAAUGUCUAUGAGAGCACUGCCACAAUCACUGUCCUAUUUUUGCCAAAGAUGAUGAUUGAAGUGAAUCCUUUAGGACCACUUCGUAAGGGUGAAAACACAACUCUAUUCUGUUCUGCUGCUGCAAAUCCUGCAGUGACCCAUAUACGCUGGUUCCAAGAAAGGGAAGGAAAUGUAUAUGAGGUCAACACAACAGAAACUAUUCUUACUUUCAGCAUGACCAGUGACAAAGUGGGUUUCUAUUUUUGUGAGGCCCAGAAUGCCUAUGGAAAGCAGAACUCAUCCACUGUUCGACUGGAAAUACAAGAAGAGUAUGAUUUUUUUCAGUCUUCUACUACCAUGUGGCAGCUGUUGGGGUGGGGAGGAGCUGCCCUCGCACUUAUAACCAUACUCACUUUCACACUGUGCAUUAAAAGGCGAAGAAGCAGAUUCAUCCAGGACCUGAAUGAUAAUCAUUAUGUUUAUGCCAAUGUUGGCCAGUGCAACAACACAAAGGGUUUCUCAAAUGAAGCCCAGGAGGAAAGGAGGAAGAUGGAUGUUGCUUUGUACAGUAACAAUAUUGCGUUAUACAAGAUUUAACACAAAAAAGCUUAGAGGAUAUUUAUGCCGAUUUCUUUGCCUUGUGCCCUUCUUUCAUGUUGAUAAGAUUUCUUAACAUUAAAGUCUACUAUCACACCAGUAAAAGCCAUUGCUUUGCUGGAGAAGCAGUGUGGCCUAUUUUAAGGUUAAUAUAUUGCUUUAAACGUUUUUGGGUUUUUUUACCAGCUACACAUGAAGCUUGAGAUAUUGUUUUUAAUAUUGUUCUAGCUAAAAUGGUAAUUGUAUAGAAAAGGUGUAAACUAUAUCUUUUAUAUGGCACCUUUUAUACAUUUGAUAUUUGGCUCACAGUGCUUUACAAUAUACGCUAAGUGCAAACAAUCAGAACCAUUACAUUUUAUAUGUAUUUGCCAUAGGAUUUUAUAUCAGAAUUUAUAAUGUGUACAUACUUUAUUUCCUUUUUUUAAGUGUACAUACAAAAAUGUUUGCUUUUGAUAACCAUUUAAGAACAGUUAUUAUGGCUUGAUAAAGGAAUUAUGAAUACUAUUAUUGAAAUCAACAUGUAGUCACAAUCCUUGAAAUGUUUUUCCUGGCCUUGGAGGUCUGUGCAGCAUUGUAAGGACUGGAGACACUGACAAACAGUCCGAGCGUCAUGGGUGCAUAUAGCAGACUUGCUUUGUUCUAAUCGAACUCUUAUGGUCUAUGUUAAGGCCUAAAUAAAGGAUAAACUGUUCAUCAUUACUGCCUAGACACAUAAGGCCAAAUAUAUAAAACAAAUAUAGAAAAUAGCACAGUGUUAACACUAGCUGGUUUGUGUACAUUUAAUCACAUAGCUGGCUGUAUAAUGUUAAGUUUGUUAUUAACUUGAUUUGAUAGCAAUGACGGUUCAGUUUUGCUCUAGACUAUUGUGCAGGGAGAAGGUAAAAUACAUAGGACUGAAAAAUAUCGCUAGCUAUGGUUGGGGGUCAGGAACAUUUCAGUAGCUUUUAGGAUAACAGUGUGGUGUUCUUGGCUACAGACAAACCUGACAAGCUCUGGUAUUUAACUCUGAUGCUGGUAUUUAGCAUCAGAAUUUUUUUACCCCCAUUUACUGCAUUUCAAGGAAAACUGUUUGGGUUUGUGUCAUGUCCAGGUUUUGAUUUGACUUUUAAACCACACCUUUGCUGUAUUAUUAAAACUGCAUGCUAUCAUUUAA
Messenger RNA from Electrophorus electricus (electric eel), 2522 nucleotides. RefSeq names its product myelin-associated glycoprotein-like. NCBI's taxonomy places the organism in Eukaryota, Metazoa, Chordata, Actinopteri, Gymnotiformes, Gymnotidae. The record is from RefSeq and is a predicted model, not a curated record.